UAUAUUGAAAGAAUAACACCUUUUCUUUUAAGCGUAGUUACAUCACAUCCUGCAGAGUACCAGUAAACCCUGGUGGCUGCUUUGUGGGGGCUCGGCUUUUUAUUUCCUGGCAGAAGCUUUUGAGAAAUUCCCCUCACGUGAGGGAGGCAUAACCUUCUUCAAUAAUAUGGUCAUUCCUCAGAGCUGUUCCUGUCCCUCCUCAUCUUUACCAUCCAUUCAUCAUGAUGCGUUCAAUUAACCCAGAAAAUUUGAGCUAAUACAACGCUGUGUAAUGGAACAGAUUGACACAAUCUGCAUAACAUUAUAUUAUACUGAAAAAAACCCAUAAUUAAUUAGACACUUGAAGAAGUUGCUUUUGUACUGGCCGAUUUCUUAAAUGUGUCUACUUUAAGCGCUUUAUGUGCCGAUACAGAUAUGGAUACUAAAACUAACAUCCUACACGUGAAGGCAGCACGGAACCCACCGCGCUUAACUAUCAGCAGGUCAGUUUAAAAGAAAGCGAAACUGAAAGCAGCCUCGGCAUCAUGUUGCAUCAUUGGCAGCCUGAUGCCAAACCUCAUGCGCUCAAAAGCCACCAGACACACCGGCUGAGCACCUCACUCCGGGAUACACAUUUACAGAGCCAACAAGUCAUCAAGCAAUAAAGACAUAGCAUUGCCAUUUCAGUCGCCUGCUUUUAUUUUCAUCCCGAGUCUUUCAAAGUUUUUUCCAAACUGCAGAGCCGCGCUGAUUGUGCGUCCGCAAGACUUUGAAUGGCAGCGGCUCCACUUGCCUGCGCGCAGCGCGGUUGAUCCGGUCUCGGGGAAAGUGCAUUUUACCGACAGUCACACAACCAACCGGCAGUCGGCUCUACUGUGGGGGGAAACAUGUCCCCGUUAUUCAUGGAAACCAGCUACAACAGCCCUGGCUCGGUGUCAGCUGAAGACAGCAACCCUGCUGGAUUGGAGACAGAAGGAGAGGGACAGCAGAUGGGAGACAGAGGGAGAAAAAGACAAGAGAAGAACAGAGACGCUGCGAGGCGGAGCCGCAGAAAACAAACGGAGAGAGCAGACGAACUUCAUGAGGAGCUUCAGGGUCUGGAGCGAUCAAAUUCAGCCCUUAAAAAGGAGAUUGCUGCAUUGAAAAAAGACCUCCACCUCUAUAUGACGGCUCUGGAGCGGCACAAGCCUUUCUGUUGCCUCAAAGCCAGCUCCGGUUCAACAACUUGUGCCUCAGUUUCCCCUUCAGCUGACUGUCAGCGUGGCCCCAGCCCUCCUGGAGUCCCUCCUCAGACCUUAAGCUCCACGUUAGCUCCUGCCCCUUCAGUCUCUACCUCCUUACCCUCCAGUCUUCAAACUAGAGACUGUGUUGAAGGCGCACAUCUCUCAUCUUCAACUACUCCAACAACUAAAACAUUAGCCUCACCCAUUUGCUCAUCUGCUGAACUCUUCACCCUCUCGAGCCCUGUAACUUCUCCAUACUCUGUCUCUUUCUCUGCAGUCCCGGCCCCUCACUCUUUGUUUAGCGAUUCUCUAAUCACGUCAAGGCCGACAAAUGUUCCGCCUGUCUGCACCAGCUCUGUUUCAAACCCUGUACCCUCCAGCUCUUUUGCCGCAGCUGCUGAGCCUCAAUCUGCGCAAGGCACUAUCAAUGAAAGCUCUUCAAUACCAGCAAACGCUUGCUUCCCCCCUCUUCAUUCCAGUGCACUGGAUGCGUUUCUAAUGAAAGACUCCUUUCUAACUGCUUCAUCUAAUGAAGGGCACCCUUAUUCCCAAUUAGGUGCACAAGAGGCAGCUCUAGUAUCGCAGGUUUGUCCAGUGAAUGUCCCCCAGCUUCAACCAGGUCAGUUCAGCAAAAAUCCAAUUAUUUCAAGUCCAUCUCUUUUACCGCCAGCUCUUGAAGACCCUGCUCCUCAGCCCCUCUUAGUGCCUUCUCCUGCUUCUGUUUUUGCCUCGCCGUCAAGUUAUAGUGGACAACUCAAUUCUGAGUCUCUGCUUUCCCUGCUCACUGUCCCGAGUCCCCUCAAUGUGUCUCAGACUACCUCCAGCAGUUUUGAUGGUCCUCUCUCUCAACAUCCGCCCCUACUGCCAACUUUAGGGGAUCCUUCAAGAGAUCUUUCCCUUUCUGAGCUCCUGGAGGUCAAUGACUGGAUACUGAGUGGGACUAGUCAUGAGUAGCACUACAAUAGUAAAGGAAGAAGACUUUCUUUGUGCCAAAAUGUUUUUAUAAUUUAUAUAUUUCUGUAUUUUGAGCAAUCAAACUCUGCUGAGCAGCUUAAGCAAUAACGAGUGCAAGCCAACAAAGUUGUCUGUACGACAUCAGAAAAUGAACCAAGGGUGAAACGAACAUCCAGGCUGUUCAUAUUCAUCUUUCUGCUACUUAAAGGGACACCAUUGUGAUUUAGUGUUGAGCUUCCAUAAAGUGUGGGACUCACAAGGGCCAAAUUAAGACAAAAUGGUUCAAGCCAAUGCAGCAGAAGCAGAGAUAUCCCAGGUUUUAGUGUCCGUGUUGGUCGAGCUCCAGAAAACACUUGACCCUCCACUUCCCAUAAUGCAACUGAUAGAGUGCUGCAGGCAUGACAUUUUUUGUAGACUGACAUGAAAGUUUGAGUCACCCUGAUUCCUUUGUCGAAAAACGAUGGGAUUUUUAUUUUGGAUUUUGGAUUAUUGCAGAAAAUAAAGUCUGCCGCAACCAAAUUUAAGGAUACUUACCAGUUUUGAUCAGCAAAAUAAUCUUAACAAAUGAACACCACUUUAAUGAUUUUUCAGGCAUAAAUGCGAUCACCAGCAUUAAAAAAAGAAACUAACUUUAGACUAUAAAUGUACUGCACUGCAGUCGCAUGACUUAGGCAUCGCCACUAAGGUGAGGCUGUAAAGUCAUGUUUGGUGUGGCUUGGUUUGAUGACAUUUUGUAGUCUCAUUUAGCCAACUACCUUUUUAAGACACAUAAAGCUUCAAAAUUCACAAGUGGAGUUUUGACUGACGUAUUUUAUAUCACAAAACAAAACGUUCAAGUAUCUUAAGCUUGUGUUUUAACUACAGACCUUAUUGCAGGCAUCCAAUCAAAAACUCAUUCAAAAAACCCAUUCACUUCAAGACGAGGGAACAGGCAGUGCUAAAAUGCUAAGAUGUAGGACUCAUUUCUGCAGCACUCUGUAGCAUCUUUUGGUAUGAUGCUGUUAAAUGCUUAUGUCUUUUUAACACAGUUUGUUAAUGCAGUUGUCCUGUUCUAAGUUGUAGCAUCAUAUCAUCAGGGGUUAUUUUCUCAGAUUCGUCAGUGCUUCCCAAGAACCACAGAUGACAUAAUGCAGUGGUUUUCACAAGCUAGGUAUAUUUCCCAUGAUGAGUAAACCAAACGUCAUGCCCAAAAUUUUUGAGAUUUCCAGAGACUGGAGUCCAACUUCACUGGAUAACAGACAAAACCUCUGUACAAUAAAUUAGCUACUUGUGAGUCUGCAGUUUAUAAGCUACUACUGAUGAAAUCGAAUCAACUAUGCAGUGAAAUCCAGCAGCACGAUGUUUUUAAGUUUGAACAAAUCAGCUCGGCAGGUGUUGUCUCUUCCUUAAUCCAGAGACUAGACACAGAAAAACUGACUCAACAUUUGAAAGUUUGACUUGUAAUUUUAGUUGGGGUGGAGUGCUCACUUCCUCGCAACUUAAGGGAAAUGUCAUUAGGCGAAAUUUCCAUCUGUGGCAGGAGCUGCCUGUGUGAACACACCAAGUGCCAAACCACACGGCCAAGGCCCUUAGUUUUGAUUUAACACAAGGAAACUUUAUUACGUCUUAUUUAUUUCUUACCUCUUUUAAAAUACAUAAACACAGGCAAAUCACCUCAAUCUCACAUAUUUUGCUGCUACUGAUAACCAAAUACUGUUAAUUUUCUGAUUUUUAAUUUAGGAUUUUUUAAAAGCUAUGAUUAUUUAUUUUUUUUACAUUUAAGAUGAUAAAAUAGAUCUAUUUUCUUCUUCACUUCAAAUAGCACAAUCACAUUAUUUCUACUUUAAAUACGCUUACAUAUGAUUCCUUAUAAUUAAAGUCUUUUACCAGCCUUUGCUUGCAAGGGUGGAUCAGCAACCAGACAAAGUUGGCAGCUGUCCCCCAAACACCUUCACUUACGGUCCCCAGAGUCCCCACAUUGAAUGUGUGUCUUUUGGGUUGUGGUAAUUUGAUUAAUUGCAUAUUGUAAAUAGUUUGUGUAUCAAUAUUAUUUAUUGGACUUAUCCACCAAUAUCAAAUUGACAAAUGUGUGCUUAACUGAACCUCAAAAAGACUGUCUCAUAGGAGCCACAGCUCAUUUUUUUCCUGGGGCCCACUAGUGGUUAAAUCUAGACGCGAUUACAUGGACAAUUUAUGUCCCUUGUUGUUUCAUAUCAAAUGUGUCAAAUGAGAGAAUCAUUUGGCUUCCUCUCCCUGUAACUGACAGUUAGAGAAGCGUGGGGCUGCUCACACCUGUUGUAUUAAAUUACUGCUGCAAGGAAAUUAAAAUGACGAUACUGUUUAUUCACAGAAUGAUUUAUGUAGAUUGUUCUGCUUUAUAUACACUAUAUAUGUAGCUUUAUAGGAUAUAUGUGAGUGUUUACUCCACAUUGAAGUAUGUGAUUUAGUGUGAGGCUUUAUGUGUGUGUGUGUGUGUGUGUGU
Molecule: messenger RNA, 4617 nt
Organism: Plectropomus leopardus (leopard coralgrouper)
Lineage: Eukaryota; Metazoa; Chordata; Actinopteri; Perciformes; Serranidae
Gene: batf2
Product: basic leucine zipper ATF-like transcription factor 2
Biological process (GO): regulation of transcription by RNA polymerase II
Cellular component (GO): nucleus
Molecular function (GO): RNA polymerase II cis-regulatory region sequence-specific DNA binding; DNA-binding transcription factor activity, RNA polymerase II-specific
Source: RefSeq, a predicted model, not a curated record